AACUUUUUCAGACCCUUAUGUUUUUAAUGUGACCUGUCCCCAGAGCCAAGCUGGACACAUUUUUAUUUAUUUAAUACACUGAGCAGAGGAUAGUCAGAAGUCAGGGGUUUUUUUCUGGCUUCCCAUAUAUUAGUUUGGACUACAAUGCCUCACUAGUCUGUUGCCACAACUUGACAGACAGUAUCCACAGCAGCCGUUUUUGUUCAGUUGUGGUAAUUCCUUGGCUAUAUUCUGCCCUCACCUCUUCAGGAAUCCCUGGGCUGCAUUUAUCUAUUUUUAAGACACCAUACUGGCAGCAGGUAAAGGUUAUAGAAGGAAAGUCAAUACUGCCCAUGUUUGCUAGGUCAGUUUCCAGUGUUUUGGUUUUGCCUGUAUGCUGACAUUUUAUAGCCAGCAUUUUUCACAUUGUGAGCUAGGUUUUUCUUUCUAUGUGUAAUACAGAAACCCACAUUUCAAUGGCAUCCCUGUGUAGCCACCAGUGAAGACAACUCUUCAGUAGUCACCUUCCACAGCCCCUUUCAGAGCUCACCCUGUGUGUCGAGGCAGGUCGGGAGGGUCAGUUUGUCACAGCGUCCAGCUUCAGCCCCGUUGCAGUACUACCCACUGCCCCGCUCAGAGGCUGAACUGUGGCAUUUGGUGAAAGGUCGCUGGCUCCAAUUUCAGCCAGUGCCACCAAGCGACUAACAUUUCAAAUCAGUUAAAAGAGGUGUCACCUUUAAGGCACAGGGCUAGCCUGUAUGCCAGAGCAAUUGCGAAUCAUCCCUGAGAGCUUUUGUGCAAUCUUUAUAUUACAAGGCAGAUCUCCCACAAUCUGUCAGAAUGAGGUGUUUAUUUUUUUUAACCUUUCUAUGCUGUUCCAACUUAUCUUACUGCACAGUUCUCAGGCUUGUAAAGAAUCAUCACACAUUUUUGAAACAAUCUGAUUUCUCUCUCACUGUCCUCCCUUACAUGGUAAUUAUUUAUAUAGCUUAAUCAUUCAUUUUAAGCAUUCAGGUUUUUAUCAUUCAGAGGGAUGACAGUAUUUAUCAGAACAGGAUAAAGUUUUUAUGUUCCUCUAUCCAAGUUUUAUUCUUUUACUUCUCUUCUUGCUCCACUGUUGGCUGCAGUAUUUCUGGAAAACUUGGAUGUAGACUCUGUGUUCUUUACAUAUUAGUGUAAGUUAAGUUCUUAUUGAAGUACUGCUAGUUGAGCAGCAGCUCAAAGCACUGUGCUUUAUACAUACUAAAAAGUGUCUGGUACCUGCAGAAAGCGUUUGGGGAUUUUUCAGUUUAAAAAAAAAAUGAGGCAAAUAAUGGACUUCUUAGCAUUGAGCACACACUUUGAACCACAAACUCCAAAACAAACUUUCUGUUAGAAGAUGAUCUGAACUUUGCCUUUCUGACCAGUGUAAAAGAUCACUUGGAAUCAACAGUAAAGAUCUGCACAUGAUGUUUUGACAAAUGUUAGAAGCCAUAGGCCAAUGCCCACCCCAUUUCUUAUUUGCUAAAUUGAUUGGGUAUCCUGAUGGUGUUCUAGCUAUGCAGCAGGGAGGUUUUGCAUUAAAAGCGUUUUAGUACUGGUCAGGCUGGCAACUGCCAUGAUGACAAAAUAGUAUGCAGAAUGUAAUGGCUGUACUUUAAGCCAGCAGAUCCGUUUGCAUGUAUAAUGUGAAACCUGUCCCUGUCUUUUAUUAAUAGCACCAUGUGCUAUCCCAGAGCUCCCUAAAUGUGUUAUGUGCUGGUUUUCUACAAAGUCUGUUUGAAGAACAAAAAGCUCCUAACCUUGCAAAAAGUGCUCUGGAAUAUUCUUCCUGUGACAUGAAUGGUAUCGUAUACUUUGAACAAGAUCACAGUGGUAGAAAAGAGAAGAAGAAACCUUCAAGAUCACUUUCUUCUUCCACCAUUACCUUAGAGGAUGCAGUGCAAAAUCUGCCUGUUUCUCCACCUGAGGAGCCCUGCUUGCUAGUCCUUCCUCCUCCUUAGAAUGAGGCUUGAAAAACAUCCCCUAAGCUAAGCACACAAGAUGCAAGCAGCACGGAACUGUGUCUUUCUACUUGUUGCUAGUGUGCAGUGCCACCGGUCUCCGAGACCUUUGUUUGAGGCUGGUUUGAAAGCGGGAAACCUUAGCGUUCAAAUCCCUUUACAAUUUUGCAAGUAAUGUAUGGUUCAUAGGUGACGAGACACUUUUAGGAAAAUCCAAAGAAAUGUUAAGAUUAAAAAAAGAAUGCAAAGGGAAAUCGAAACUCUUUGCCUACAGCUGCAGUUCCUAUUAACAAAAACAAACCCAGGUAUAUGUUUUGUAACUGAAUUUCAUUUCUGUCUUCCUGUCUUGAUUUUAGUGCAGUAAUUUUUGUUAAACGAAUGAUAACAAUGAAACUCAAGGAAACUUUUCUUCUUUAACUCCAGAUUUUCUUGUUUUGCUUGUGGGCUUUCCAGAUCUUCUGCUUAAAAAUGAGAGAGCGCUGCUGAUAAGUACAAUGAAGGCUACAACAUAUAAUUUUUCUUAAUGCCUUAUCUGAGUGGGAAGAUAGUGGUGUAAUUAAAAUCCAUAAUUCCAGUGUUCCAGAUAGCAUGUACCCAGUUCACUGACAUUUCUGUCUGCCUUCACAUUAGCAUCAUCUGUUCCAAGUAUAUUGCUUGUUAAGAAUUACUGGCAGUAUAAUUGCAAACUUGGACAUACCUAUAUUUACGUGCUGCACUACAAUAACAAACCUGAUGUAAAAUUUUGUUUUCUGAGUUAUGGCACAGGCAUGCUUAAAUCAGAUAUGCUUCAUUUGUAAAUUAUUGAAGUCAUAAUUACUUUGUGACCAAUCAAGCCACAGCUCACCAGUACUUCUCAUUCAAGCAAGCCCUAUAAUAUUACAAGUAGCCCAGACUAGGAAUGAAGUCAUUAAAAUGGGAUUGCAGCAGAAAAACUAGUAAUAUAAACCAUCUUUAAUAAUGCAUGUCUAGAUGCACCCUGCAUCUCCUGUUGAUUUCCCUGGGAUGUGCCAUACACCUUCAAAACCCUCCUCUAUGGAGGAGACCAAAAGGGGGUAAGCAAGUAGGGUUUAAGGUGAUAUGAGAAGGGAACUUCACCAUCUGAAGUCACAGCAUGGUGGGUGCUCUGCCAUGGGACACCGUGGCACACAUGGUUAACGUUGCCCUAUGCCUUCAUUUCUUGUACCUUGCAAAUUUUGCGCUUUGCCUUGGCUAAGCUGAGCUCGUGGCUGAGUGGCAGCUACAGGAAAUCAGCUUCCAGCUAAGCAGCCAGAAGAGUUUUGCAGUAUAAGCAGUCUAACCCGCAAUUAGGCUAUGUUAUUAGAUCUGCACAUCACUAAUUUCAGUGUGUGGGGAGGGCAGCCAAGCAGUGGUUGCUCAGCUGUAGUCCUGCCUCAGACUCCUUUCCUGCAUCCCAGAGGAGCCACGGAGCCAGCCUGGGGUGCAGUUAUUCUGAGCACACAAUCACAUGGUCUGAGAAACACCUUAAUAAACUCUGACCAGCAACGCAGCCAACAGCUUUGCCUCAAAAUAAAACAGCUACCCAGGAUCUCAACACGGCAAGAAAGUGUCUCAUCCCGUCAAGAAGAUAGAAACUCUGGUACCCAGCAAAAAUGUCUGACAAAACUCCCUUUGAAACGGAUAUGCUGACGCUCACACGAUUCGUUAUGGAGAAGGGACGCCGCGUUAAAGGAGCGACAGGGGAGCUGACACAGCUGCUCAACUCCAUGCUGACUGCCAUAAAGGCCAUUUCCUCUGCAGUCAGAAAGGCAGGCCUUGCCCACAUGUUUGGUAUAGCUGGCACCGUGAACGUGACCGGUGAUGAAGUGAAGAAGCUGGAUGUAUUAUCCAACUCCCUGGUGAUUAAUAUGCUUCAGUCCUCCUACAGCAGCUGUGUCCUGGUCACAGAGGAGAACAAGGAGGCCAUCAUCACCCCGAAAGACAAGCGGGGUAAAUAUGUGGUAUGCUUUGACCCCCUUGAUGGCUCAUCCAAUAUAGACUGCUUGGCACCUAUAGGAACAAUAUUUGCUAUCUACAAAAAGGAAACAGAUGACGAGCCCUCUGAAAAAGAUGCUUUGCAGCCUGGACGCAAUAUUGUUGCUGCAGGGUAUGCCUUGUACGGCAGUGCUACACUGGUCGCCCUUUCCACAGGGCAAGGAGUGGACUGCUUCAUGCUCGAUCCGGGUCUCGGUGAAUUUAUUUUGGUGGACAGAGAUGUUAAAAUCAAGAAGAAAGGGAAGGUAUACAGUCUUAAUGAAGGUUAUGCAAAGUAUUUUGAUCCUGCAAUGACAGAAUAUUUACAAAAGAAGAAAUUCCCUGAGGAUGGCAGUUCCCCAUAUGGUGCCAGGUACGUGGGUUCCAUGGUAGCUGAUGUUCACCGUACAUUGAUGUACGGUGGGAUCUUCAUGUAUCCUGCUAAUCAGAAGAGUCCUAAAGGAAAGCUCCGACUCCUCUACGAGUGCAACCCUAUGGCUUUCAUUAUUGAGCAGGCAGGUGGGAUGGCAACUACAGGGACUGAGGCGGUGUUGGAUGUGAAACCUGAGAGUAUUCAUCAGAGAGUCCCUCUGAUCCUCGGUUCUCCAGAAGAUGUGCAGGAAUACCUUGCUUGCGUACAGAAACACCAGAAGAGCAGCUAAAGGCUUUUCCACAUCAGACCUUGCUCAUCCAUCUUGAGUCUACAGGAAAAGCCAUACCUUUCAAGAUGGUGGAUUCUAGCAAUUAGCACCCAUCUCUCAGUGAAAAACCCACUUUAUGAGAAUAAAAAUAGUGAGAAUGACUGAUGGGAAAAGCAAAAAUUUCAUUUCUCCAUGCAAACAAAUGCAAAAAUCCAUUAACUCUGAUUUAUGCAGUGCAAAUGUAGAGACAGAGGCCUGAUUAUUAAACAAAGUGACUUUCUUUAUAUAAUAUUAAUAAAAAAAAGUGGAUUGUGUCAGUACCCUAUAUUUCACCUGCAGCUUUACAUCUGACAUUACAUGGUUGGCAUUGUUUGAGACAGGAUUUUCACACCAACAUUCACAAUGCCAUUACCUGGAUUUUCUGCCAAAGGUUUUGCUGCAGGUGCUUUUUAUCUUGUCAGCCCUGAGAAGACCAAAAGUCUCAUGCUGUCUGAAACAGUGUUUUUAAGCUCCAAAUUAUAUAUGUCUUCCAUAAUUAAUAAAGAUGAAAAGGCUGCAAUGUU
Molecule: messenger RNA, 5136 nt
Organism: Phalacrocorax carbo (great cormorant)
Lineage: Eukaryota; Metazoa; Chordata; Aves; Suliformes; Phalacrocoracidae
Source: RefSeq, a predicted model, not a curated record